Molecule: messenger RNA, 1514 nt
Organism: Hydractinia symbiolongicarpus
Lineage: Eukaryota; Metazoa; Cnidaria; Hydrozoa; Anthoathecata; Hydractiniidae
Exons: 3
Coding region: 295-1134 (279 amino acids)
Source: RefSeq, a predicted model, not a curated record
CGAAAUAUGUUGCGUUACAUCCAAACAAGUUGCAAUGGAUGCGAAACUGAUAUUAAUUGGAGCAGUUAAUGAAGGCGAACGAAGUAUUUUAAUGUCUUGUUGAUCAAACCAAAUUGUUCAACAAGCAGCGCACGAAACAUAUUUCCUAACAUUGGUUCUCGUCACACUGGAUUUAAACUUGCCAUUAAUUAACAGUUAAUAAAGAUAAGGACAGAGUAUUUUAAUUUCUUAAAAACUGUUUACGUUUGUCGUGGUUGAAGAAAAGAUAUCAAACUCGUAAAUUUCAGGUUUAACAUGAAAAAUAUGCUAGCUUUUGCAUUCAUCUUAUAUUUUACAAGCCAAGUAAUUGCAGAAAACAUCACGGCGACCCUGCAAGUUCAAUUUAAUUCUACCGAUCAUGAAAAUCCUGCACCAUUAAACCAAACAUUAAUCCGUGGUACGUACGCUAUUGAUGCAUUCAUUGCAGCCAAUAACACACCAUGCUACAACUUUGUGUAUACUGUUUCGAAAUUUGGAGCUUUCAUUCCUGAAGUCUGUGAUGUGAAACAGAACAAUGGAUCCUAUUGGUUUUUCUAUAUCAACAACAUACGUUCUUCUGUUGGUGUUUCCUGCUACGAAGUAAAAGACAACGAUGUAUUAACCUUGCGUUAUGAGAAGUAUGUACCAAAUACGCAUCAAGGAAUGAUGAGCUCCCAAAAUGUUACGACAACACUACAAGUUGAAUUUGUCUCUAUUGAUCACCAAAAUCCUCCGCCUCAAAACCUAACGAUCGGUCGUGGAACAUUUGCCAUUGAUGCAUUCAUUGCAGCCAAUAACACACCAUGCUACAACUUUGUGUAUACUGUUUCGACGUUUGGAGCUCUCAUUACUGAAGUCUGUGAUGUGAAACAGAACAAUGUAUCCCAUUGGUUUUUCUAUAUCAACAACACACGUUCUUCUGUUGGUGUUUCCUGCUACGAAGUAAAAAACAACGAUGUUUUAACCUUGCGUUAUGAGAACAGUUCUUAUGCGGUCCCUACAACAACCCCUGCAGCUACAGCAACCACUGCAGCUACCACAACUCCUUCGCGAGCCAGUAAACUGUCGUUUUCCUAUCUUUUUUGUUUACUUUGCUUUCUUUUCGCACAGAUAUAACGUUACAACUUUAGUAGCUAACUACUUGUUUAUAUUUAAAGAAGUUGUAUAGUCAUAUGUAUUAUUUAGCUACAAUCCUGCAUAAAAUCCAUUGUAGAAAUCACGUAUUAAUUUAUAAGUUUUACCUUUCUGUAAACAAAUAGUGAUAAAAAUCAAGAUCCGUCUAUAAUAUUCUAAACAACUAUCUUCUUAACGUGUUAGCUUUCUGAAGCUGAAAGAUUCUAAAUUAUAGUCUUUUUUUUGUACAUUGCAUAAGCCGGUAGAGCGGUAACACCAAUUCUAAUAUCUUACGCCUUAUACCUAUAUACAUGCAUGUUUCUUUUGUGUACGUAAAAAUAAUUUUGUAUGAAUAUAUAACAUUCACUUUUACCUUUUCUAAA